AUGUCAUUUGUCGGUGGAGGAUCAGAAUGUGCUGUUAACAAUAACGUUGUUUCUCAGUUAAACAAACACACUCAACAGGACCGAUCUUUACAACAACAAGCUUCUCAACAACCUCCACUUGGUGGAGUCAUUCAAAACCAAGGCUUCAAAAGGGAUAAUCUAAUCAAUGCUAGAGACAGACAGAAUUUGGAACACUUUAUGAAUAAUGCCGCUCCCCAAGGUUCAUCAUUUCAGUUUCAACAAAUGAGACACGAAUUGAACCAUGUGCAGCAACAGCAUCCAUCAGCUCAACAUCAGCAAAACAACAACUGGUCACAAGAUUUCAAACAACAGUCUCACUCGCCAGCACCACAAGUUGCGUCACCAAUGAUCAAAAAUGCUGCACCAGUUAACACUCAAUGGGCUAAUGAGUUUCAAACGGCGCCGCAACAGCCACAAACACUACAACAGCAUCAGAACCAACAGCAAUACAACCAGCCUUUUUCAAGAUAUGGUGGGGGCGGUGCGUCAAUGAUGUCUUAUCGUCCAAUGAUGAGCAGCUCUAUGGUUGAUUGGGAUGACCAGUUUAAAAAGAUUGAAGAGCUCUCGGAACAAGCCAAGGAGACUGAAGCUGAGGCUAAAGUUGCUGAUGACAAAGAUGACAUAAUAAUUGACGAUAAAUAUCAAGCCACUUUCCAAGAAGUUUGGGAUAGUCUCAAUUCGGAGUCAUUUGAAAAUGAUUUUAUUGAACGUCAAUAUGAAGAUUUCAAAAACACUCAAGGCGAAACGUAUCCGCCCGAUAUGAAUCUAUGGGAGAGAGAUUUUGCUAAAUAUGCUUCAACAAGAGCCCAUUUUGGUGAUUACAAGUUUGAAGAUAGUAAAGAUAAUCAAUUUAUGGAUUUGCCAGCAGAUCAAGAUCCAUACCACAUUGGUAUUGAGUUGAUGGAGAAUGGUGCCAAGUUAUCUGAAGCUGCUUUGGCUUUUGAGGCUGCUAUUCAAAAAGAUCAAAAUCAUGUUGAUGCAUGGUUGAAGUUGGGUGAAGUACAAACGCAGAAUGAAAAGGAAAUUGCUGGUAUAACUGCAUUGGAAAAGUGUCUUGAAUUGCAUCCGGAAAAUUCAGAGGCAUUGAUGAACUUGGCAAUAUCCUACAUCAAUGAAGGUUAUGAUAAUGCUGCUUUUGCAACAUUGGAAAGAUGGAUUUCAACAAAAUACCCACAAAUUGCCGAACAAGCAAGGAGAGAAAAUCCUGAAUUGACCGAUGAAGAUCGUUUUUCAUUAAACAAACGUGUUACUGACCUCUUUUUGAAAGCGGCCCAGUUAUCACCCGAUGGGGCUAGUAUGGAUGCCGAUGUGCAAAUGGGAUUGGGUGUAUUGUUUUACGCCAAUGAAGAUUUCGACAAGACCAUUGAUUGUUUCAAAGCUGCAUUAUCCAUAAGACCAAACGAUCCAAUCUUGUGGAAUAGAUUGGGUGCUUCUUUAGCAAAUUCCAACCGUUCAGAGGAAGCAGUCGAUGCGUAUUUCAAGGCAUUGCAAUUGAAACCUACAUUUGUACGAGCAAGAUACAAUUUGGGAGUUUCUUGUAUAAAUAUCGGGUGCUAUAAAGAGGCUGCUGAACAUCUUUUGUCGGGAUUGUCAAUGCACCAAGUUGAAGGAGUCGAUUCUGGAUCCUCGUCAUUGAACCAUAAUCAGUCAACAGCAUUGACUGAGACUUUGAAAAGAGCAUUUAUUUCAAUGGAGAGAAGAGACUUGGUAGAAUUGGUUAAACCUAAUAUGGAUUUGAAUCAGUUCAGAGGAGAAUUCAACUUCUAG
Molecule: messenger RNA, 1788 nt
Organism: Lodderomyces theae
Lineage: Eukaryota; Fungi; Ascomycota; Pichiomycetes; Serinales; Debaryomycetaceae
Gene: PEX5
Product: Pex5p
Exons: 2
Coding region: 1-1788 (595 amino acids)
Biological process (GO): protein import into peroxisome matrix, docking
Cellular component (GO): cytosol; peroxisomal membrane
Molecular function (GO): protein binding
Source: RefSeq, a predicted model, not a curated record